AUGGGGGUCCGCAUCACUUCGUGGAAUGUAAACGGCAUUCGAAAUCCGUUCGGAUAUCAACCAUGGCGAGAAAAGAGGACUUUCGAAGCCAUGUUCGAUAUCCUUGAGGCAGACAUAGUUGUCAUGCAGGAGACUAAGAUCCAGCGCAAAGAUCUUCAGGAUGACAUGGUAUUGGUACCUGGCUGGGAUGUCUACUUUAGUCUCCCUAAGCAUAAGAAAGGAUACGCCGGUGUAGCAAUCUACACACGAAAUUCAGUAUGUAUGCCAAUCAGAGCAGAAGAGGGAAUAAUCGGAGUUUUAUGUCCGCCAAAUUCUUCGACCAAAUUCCGAGAUCUUUCUCCCGAUCAGCAAAUAGGGGGCUAUCCGAGACCGGGUCAACUAGCAGGUCUAGCUGACGAGGUGGCGCUUGAUUCUGAGGGGCGAUGUGUCAUUCUUGAGUUUCCCGCUUUUGUUCUUAUCGGAACUUACAGCCCAGCAAAUAGUGAUGGGACUCGAGAUGAUUUCAGACUAGGCUUUCUUGACGCGUUGGACGUUCGGAUACGUAACCUGAUAGCCAUGGGCAAGAGAGUCGUCUUGACAGGCGAUCUCAACGUUAUACGCUCAUCGCUUGAUACCUCUAACCUCAUUGAACGGCUAAGAAAAGAAGGAAUGACUAUUGAAGAUUUCUUCUCCGCCCCGUCUCGGCGUCUAUUUAACCAGCUUGUAUUCGAAGGACACGUACGCGGUCUAAGGGAUGAAAAUAGGGAGGAGGCGGUACUAUGGGACCUCGGUCGACUCUUCCACCCUACUCGCGAGGGAAUGUUCACCUGCUGGGAUACCAAAAAGAAUACACGGCCUGCCAACGUCGGCAGUCGAAUCGACUAUGUUCUCUGUAGUAACGAUAUGAAGGCUUGGUUUGAGGACGCAAAUAUUCAAGAGGGGCUCAUGGGCUCCGAUCACUGUCCUGUCUAUGCGACAUUGAAGGAUAUUGUGAAUAUUGAUGGGAAAGAAGUGCAUAUUAGAGAUAUCAUGAAUCCUCCCGGAGUUUUCAAGGACGGAGUUCGGCUUAGGGAUUGGACUACGAAAGACCUUCUACCAUUGUCGGCAAAGCUUAUUCCAGAGUUUGAUCGCCGACGAAGCAUCAAGGAUAUGUUCUUCAAGAAGCCCGUAGCGCCAAAAUCGACAUUGCCGCCAGUCAGUGAGUCAUCAGGAAACCCUAGCCAAGAACCGGCCAAAAUUGAACCAUCGGCAAAUGAAGAACCAGCCAGCACACCAGCUUCACAACCAGAGUCGGUAACUUCAGCACCUUCGCCAGCUAAACCCAGGGCGGGUGGCCUCAAGCGCACACCAUCCGGUGUUACAUCCGCCAAUAGACCACAAAAGAAGACGAAAGCAACAUUGACCAAAGAACCAUCCUCAAAGGGACAGAGCAGCCUAAUGGGGUUCUUCAAACCUAAAACUACAGCAAGUCCAAGCACGACUCCUGAAAUGAAAGAAGAUCCCAAGUCAAUAGGAGGGCUUGACGGCAUUUCAGAUGUUGAGGCGUCGAUAGAAUCCAGUAUCACGGACGAGGCGAAAGAUACUUCUGAGCCAGUUAGUCCCGGAAGGGUAUUCGAUCCCAUCGAGUCCAAGGAAUCUUGGUCCAAGCUACUCGGCAAAAGAGUCAUGCCUAGAUGUGAACAUGGGGAGGACUGUAUUAGUUUAGUGACCAAGAAGCCAGGCGUUAACCGAGGCAGGUCGUUCUUCAUUUGCCCCCGGCCGAUUGGGCCAUCAGGGGAGAAGGAAAAGGGGACACAGUGGCGUUGUGGGACAUUUAUAUGGAGUAGCGAUUGGAAUGGAUCGCAAGCAGGGUGA
Annulohypoxylon truncatum is the source of this 1833-nucleotide messenger RNA. Its product is annotated as DNA lyase. The record is from RefSeq and is a predicted model, not a curated record. The transcript has 5 exons. Gene Ontology annotation, cellular component: nucleus. Bases 1 to 1833 code for a protein of 610 amino acids. Gene Ontology annotation, biological process: base-excision repair. NCBI's taxonomy places the organism in Eukaryota, Fungi, Ascomycota, Sordariomycetes, Xylariales, Hypoxylaceae. Gene Ontology annotation, molecular function: double-stranded DNA 3'-5' DNA exonuclease activity; DNA-(apurinic or apyrimidinic site) endonuclease activity; zinc ion binding.